UCUGCUAUCCACCUUGGCUUCUCUCUCUCUCUCCCUUGGAAACUGAAGCUGAAACUAUGAAGCAAAGCUUUCACUUUCACUCUCAUCUCCUCCUCUUUCUCUUCCUUGUUCUUGUCUUCUCCCGUUCAGCAGUAGCAGCAGCUCGUCCUUUAACAGCAAAACAUGGUAAGAUGGUUGCAGAGAUGGUAAAGGUUGAUAAUAAGCUUGUUCAGAGUGGUGUUCUGGAAACAGAAGAAGUGGAUGAUGAUUCAUGGAAAAAUCUGAUGGGGAUGGAAGAUUGUGGUAAUGGAGAUGAAGCAUGUCUGAAGAGAAGGAUGGUUGCAGAAGCCCACUUGGAUUACAUUUACACCCAGCAUCAUAAACCUUAGAUUAUGAUAUUUCAGAACAAAGAAUGAAGAAAUAGUGAUAAUAUCAUAGCUUCCCUU
Molecule: messenger RNA, 425 nt
Organism: Telopea speciosissima
Lineage: Eukaryota; Viridiplantae; Streptophyta; Magnoliopsida; Proteales; Proteaceae
Product: putative phytosulfokines 6
Exons: 3
Coding region: 57-368 (103 amino acids)
Biological process (GO): cell population proliferation
Cellular component (GO): extracellular region
Molecular function (GO): growth factor activity
Source: RefSeq, a predicted model, not a curated record